AUGAUAUUAGCCGACGUUUUCAAGAACUCAGAGUUUGCUCGAUCCUCAGAUUUCACGACAAACAGCCUGGAUGAUCCUGUAGUAGUUCAGUUUGCAGCACACAAUGGCGCCGAUUUAGCAGAUGCCGCAGAGCUUGUAUCCCCUUACGCUGGAGGCAUUGAUAUCAACUGUGGAUGUCCUCAGAAAUGGGCUUAUCAAGAAAAGAUUGGUGCUUAUUUGAUGCAAGACCCUGAGAAUGUCAGAGACAUGAUUCGCACAGUGAAAGGGCGAGUGAAUAUACCCUGUAGUAUCAAGAUCAGAGUGCAUGAUGACCUCAAGACCACAUACGAAUUUGUUAAGCGAGCUGAAUCAGUCGGUGUCGAUUUCUUGACAGUGCAUGGACGUACUAGACUUCAGAAAUCAACAGAGCCUGUCAACUUUGAAGGAAUCAAGCUUGUCAAGGAGUCGAUCAAUGUACCUGUGAUUGCCAAUGGCAGUAUUUUCUCAUUGAAAGAUGCGGAUGAAAUGUACGAAAAGACAGGCGUGGAUGGUGUCAUGUCUGCUAGAGGUCUGCUGCAGAAUCCAGCCUUGUUUGCAGGACAUGAAUACACACCUUGGGAGUGCAUUGAAGAUUAUGUCAAACUAGCCAUUGGAUACGGGACAAACUCUUUUAUUUUCCAUCACCAUUUGAUGUUUAUGUUUGAGGAUAUCAUGAGCAAUGCAGAGCGCAAGACAUUCAACACACUGUCCAGCAUUCCGGCUAUUUUAGAUCAUUUGGAGGAUUACUGGGGAUUGGAUGUGACAAAGCUUGUUUAA
Mucor velutinosus is the source of this 795-nucleotide messenger RNA. RefSeq lists its product as uncharacterized. Lineage: Eukaryota; Fungi; Mucoromycota; Mucoromycetes; Mucorales; Mucoraceae. The record is from RefSeq and is a predicted model, not a curated record. The transcript has 2 exons. Gene Ontology annotation, molecular function: flavin adenine dinucleotide binding; tRNA dihydrouridine synthase activity. Gene Ontology annotation, biological process: tRNA processing. The coding region runs from base 1 to 795 and encodes 264 amino acids.